UGGAGCCCUGGAGCGCCGCGGGCGCGGGGCGUAGAGGCGGCCGCGGCGGAGCUCGGCCCUGCGGCUGAGGCGGCAGUAGCAGCGGCGUCGGCGGCCGCCGCCUCGUCUAGACCCUCGGCUCGGUCCUCCUCGGGCGACCUGGGCCCGCGGCCCCUCCUCGGCCUCGCCUGGGCCGCCGUAGCCACGUCCCCUCCAUCCCCCCGCGGGCCCGAGGCGGGCACGGCCGCGGCAUGUGGCGUUGGGUCCGGCAGCAGCUGGGUUUUGACCCGCCACAUCAAAGUGACACAAGAACAAUUUAUAUAGCAAACAGAUUUCCUCAGAAUGGCCUUUAUACUCCUCAAAAAUUUAUAGAUAACCGAAUCAUUUCAUCAAAGUAUACAGUGUGGAAUUUUGUUCCAAAAAACUUAUUUGAACAAUUCAGAAGAGUAGCAAAUUUUUAUUUUCUUAUUAUCUUUUUGGUCCAGCUUAUGAUUGACACUCCUACAAGUCCUGUUACCAGCGGGCUUCCGUUAUUCUUUGUGAUAACCGUAACUGCCAUAAAGCAGGGAUAUGAAGACUGGUUACGGCACAAAUCAGAUAAUGAAGUAAAUGGAGCGCCUGUCUAUGUCGUUCGAAGUGGUGGCCUUGUGAAAACUAGAUCAAAAAACAUCCGGGUAGGGGAUAUUGUCAGAAUUGCCAAAGAUGAGAUUUUUCCUGCUGAUUUGGUGCUUCUGUCUUCAGACAGAGGGGAUGGUUCAUGCCAUGUUACUACUGCUAGCCUGGAUGGAGAAACUAACCUCAAGAAACAUGUGGCAGUUCCAGAAACAGCAGUGUUGCAAACUGUUGCCAGGUUGGACACACUCAUAGCUGUGAUAGAAUGUCAGCAGCCAGAAGCAGAUUUAUACAGAUUCAUUGGAAGAAUGAUCCUGAAUCAACAAAUGGAAGAAAUUGUAAGACCUCUUGGGCCAGAAAGUCUCUUGCUUCGUGGAGCCAGAUUAAAGAACACAAAAGAAAUUUUUGGUGUUGCAAUAUAUACAGGAAUGGAAACUAAGAUGGCAUUAAAUUAUAAGAGCAAGUCACAGAAGCGAUCCGCAGUAGAGAAGUCAAUGAAUACCUUUUUGAUCAUAUAUCUUAUAAUCCUCAUUUCUGAAGCCAUCAUCAGUACAAUCUUGAAAUACACAUGGCAAGCAGAAGAAAAAUGGGAUGAACCAUGGUAUAACCAAAAGACAGAGCAUCAGCGAAACAGCAGUAAGAUUCUGAGGUUUAUUUCCGACUUCCUUGCGUUUUUGGUGCUCUACAAUUUCAUCAUCCCAAUUUCACUCUAUGUGACUGUCGAGAUGCAGAAAUUCCUUGGUUCAUUUUUUAUUGGCUGGGACCUUGAUCUCUAUCAUGAAGAAACUGAUCAGAAAGCACAAGUCAAUACUUCAGAUCUGAAUGAAGAGCUGGGACAGGUGGAAUAUGUAUUUACAGAUAAAACUGGAACUCUGACUGAAAAUGAGAUGCAGUUUCGAGAGUGUUCAAUCAAUGGCAUAAAAUACCAAGAAAUCAAUGGCAGACUGGUACCAGAGGGACCAACACCAGAGUCGUCCGAAGGUUUAGCAUACCUUAGAAGCUUAGCCCACCUCAGCCCCUCAGCCCAUCUCGCCAUCAGUUCUGAAGCUGAAACUGAACUAAUCAAAGAACAAGAUCUCUUCUUUAAAGCAGUCGGUCUCUGUCACACAGUGCAGAUCAGUAGUGGCCAAUCGGAUGGCCUUGGGGAUGGCCCCUGGCACCCCCAUGCAGCCUCCUCACAGUUGGAAUACUAUGCUUCUUCCCCAGAUGAAAAGGCCUUGGUUGAGGCUGCUGCAAGAAUUGGUGUUGUGUUUAUGGGCAGUACUGAAGAAACUAUGGAAAUCAAAACCCUUGGAAAACUUGAAAGGUACAAAUUGCUUCAUGUUCUAGAAUUCGAUUCAGAUCGUCGGCGAAUGAGUGUGAUUGUACAAUCUCCUUCAGGUGAGAAAAUGUUGUUUUCUAAAGGAGCAGAGUCUUCGAUUCUUCCCAAUUGUAUUGGUGGUGAAAUAGAAAAAACAAGAAUUCAUGUAGAUGAGUUUGCUUUGAAAGGGUUGAGAACUCUGUGUGUGGCAUAUAGACAGUUCACUCCUGAAGAGUUUGAGGAAGUGGACAGACGCCUGUUUGCCGCCAGAACCGCCUUGCAGCAGCGGGAAGAGAAGCUAGCAGAGACGUUCCAUUUCAUCGAGAGAGAACUGCUGUUACUUGGGGCGACGGGUGUGGAAGACAGGCUUCAGGAUAAAGUGAGAGAAACCAUUGAAGCCUUGCGCCUGGCAGGCAUCAAAAUAUGGGUGCUCACUGGAGACAAACAUGAAACCGCCAUCAGUGUGAGUUUAUCGUGCGGACAUUUUCAUAGAACCAUGAACAUCCUUGAACUGGUCAACCAGAAAUCAGACCGUGAGUGUGCGGAGCAGCUGAGGCGACUCGCCAGAAGAAUCGCUGAAGACCACGUGAUCCAGCAUGGGCUAGUCGUGGACGGGAGCAGCCUUUCUCUGGCCCUGAGGGAACACGAGAAGAUCUUCCUGGAUGUGUGUAAAAGCUGUUGUGCUGUACUCUGCUGCCGCAUGGCCCCGCUGCAGAAGGCCAAAGUCAUAAGACUGAUAAAAAUCUCUCCAGAAAAACCUAUCACGUUGGCUGUUGGUGAUGGUGCUAAUGAUGUCAGCAUGAUCCAAGAAGCGCAUGUCGGCAUAGGAAUUAUGGGAAAAGAAGGAAGGCAGGCUGCACGAAAUAGCGACUAUGCAAUUGCAAGAUUUAAAUUCCUCUCCAAAUUGCUUUUUGUCCAUGGCCAUUUUUAUUAUAUUAGAAUAGCAACCCUUGUACAAUACUUUUUUUAUAAGAAUGUGUGUUUUAUCACACCCCAAUUUUUAUAUCAGUUCUAUUGUUUGUUUUCACAACAAACACUAUAUGACAGCGUUUACCUGACUUUAUACAAUAUUUGUUUCACUUCCUUACCUAUUCUGAUCUAUAGUCUUUUGGAACAGCAUGUACAUCCUCACGUCUUACAAAGCAAACCUUCUCUAUAUCGGGACAUAAGUAAAAAUAGUCACUUGAGCAUUAAAAAAUUUCUUUAUUGGACAGUCCUGGGUUUCAGUCAUGCCUUCAUUUUCUUUUUUGGAUGCUAUUUUCUCAUAUGGAAAGAUAUAUCUCUACUUGGAAAUGGCCAGAUGUUUGGAAAUUGGACAUUUGGUACAUUAGUCUUCACAGUAAUGGUUAUUACAGUCACAGUAAAGAUGGCUUUGGAGACUCAUUUCUGGACCUGGAUAAAUCAUGUUGUUACCUGGGGAUCCAUUGUAUUUUAUUUUGCAUUCUCGUUGUUUUAUGGAGGAAUUUUCUGGUCAUUUCUGGAUAUCUACUUUGUAUUCAUUCAACUUCUAUCAAGUGGUUCUGCUUGGUUUGCCAUAAUCCUUAUAGUGGUUACUUGCCUGUUUCUUGAUGUUGUGAAGAAAGUGUUCGAUCGACAGCUAUAUCCAACAAGUACUGAGAAGGCCCAGAUGGAAGAAGAUAAGGGCUCAGUCAGCUCAGCAUAUGAAUUUGCUGAAAGCAAGCACAGAGGGGAGGACAGUAGGCAACUGCUAGCUGAUCCAGGUAGCAGCAGAGCAGAGCUUGCAUACACUAGCUUACUGAAACAAAUUCCAGGGUCAAGUGCUUGGACUCCAUAUGCUGUUUCUCAGAGGGGCAAGCAGCGUGUGCAUCUUUUGGAAGGAUGCUGGACCGAGUGAUGGGGAGCUGUAGCCCGGGCCAGGUUAACAGAUCAUGGAGCCCACCGGACCCCUUCUGUACCAACGACAGGAGCAUCCUGACCCUCUCCACAAUGGACUCAUCCGCUUGUUAAAGGAGCAGUAGCACUUGUGGGCAGCCAUUUCAGUCUUUUCCCGAGAGUUCAGUGGGAUCCUUCGGUUAGUGACCAUUAGAGCAGCCACAGUUCUUCCUGAAAGCAAUGCACUAGGGCACACUUACUCAAGUUCAAGAAAAAAAUCUUUCAGGGAAGUCAGUUCCUGCCAUUUAUGGUUUUUCUUUAUUCCGGCCCCAAACCAGUUAAGCCCUGUGCAUAAAUUGAAGACAUCCCUGUCCUCCUUUAAGUUGCUGCCUCACGGUUAAUUGGAACCCUAAGAACCAGACGGCAUUUCAGCUGGUGCUGAGGACACACUUUUGCUAAUAAGGUGGGAAAGGGGGAGAGAGCUCCUGUUCACAUGUUGAGAUAGCCAGUCAUCAGCUGGGGCCCACUGCUACGUGAAGCCGCGUCUGUAAAUUGUGCUGCAGACUUUGCCUUAAAAAUUAUAUUUUUUUAUUCUAUAGUUUUUAUUCUAUUGAAACUUCUUGUGGCUGAAGUUUUAGCUGCAUUUGAGUCAAGGUCCUCCUCACGACCCAUGUUAUUGCUUUAUCGGUUUGUGUCAAAGUUCAUGGGACAGGAUUUUUAAGGAAAAAAAACCAAACCAUUAUUUGUUUGCCUCUGUGGAGGUAGUACAUAUAGACCCACACAGCCUGUUAGAAACUGGGAGCAGCACAACCAGGAAAGUUCAUGUCUGGGUUGUAAAAUAGAAGACCAGAGAGGUAUAAUUCUUGUCCCAAUUAAAACAAAAAUCAGACCUAUUUCUUUCAUUUCAUUUUAACCAUUUACUAGGGAGCUUUUAUGACAGAAUAUGAAGUCCAAUUUCAUUAGCAUAGGCAUUAUUUCAAAACUUUAUCAUUGAUGGAUUUUUUGCAUGUUUUAAUCCAGUUAAUGUAUUUCAAUUUGGUCUUACUGUCUUUUAAGAAUUUAAGCCUUUUCUCUGCCCUUCAUUCAUCUAAAGACUGUUGAUCGUCCAUUUUGUGGCAAUGUUGUAAAUACCAACAUAUGAAAUAAAAGAACGCAAAUCAGUUUGGACAGUAUUAUAAAUACUUGAGGUACUUUUCAUGACACAGACUCAAGUGUUGUGGGCAAGGGCAUCUUAAACUGGAGUGUGGCUGCGCUCCUAUGGGAGGGGCUUUGCCCUGGCCAGCCUGAGUCAUCCUGGCCUUGUAGAUGAGCCGGCCCUCCAGCAGGAAGCCAGCCUUCAGGGCUCAUGUCCAUCUCUGUGGUUCCUUUGGGAAAACUCCAUCACCAAGGCCACUUUUUGACUCUGCCGUACUGUCACCAGAUUUGACGAGCUGCGUCUGCGUGAAGAAAAAAAUCCGGCCAUUGUUUCUUUUUAAAUAAACAUUAGAGCUUGGCUUUGUCCUCCCCUCUCCCCCCCAUAUGAAAUAGUGCCAGAGACAUGGCAGCAGACAUUAAAUGAACACUGUUGCCUGAGAAGAAUGCUAGAUUUUUCUGGAUCAAAAGUAGCAACUAGGGGCAGCUAGAUGGCGCAGUGGAUGAAGCACCGGCUCUGGAUUCAAGAGGACCUGAGUUCAAAUCCAACCUCAGACACUUGACACUUACUAGCUGUGUGACCCUGGGCAAGUCACUUAACCCUCAUUGCCCUGCAAAAAUAAAAUAAAAAAUAUCUUUUUAAAAAAGUAGCAACUAGAAGUUAAGAUGCAAAGUUAAUUGGUUAUUUCUGAUUCUGGUUAACUUACUCCCCUUUAAUCCUCAAAAGUAAUUUUUAGUCCAAAUAUGCAAGGUUGUAAUUGGUUUUAAUUAGUUUGAUUAAUUUUGGUUGUAAUUAAUUUCUUCGAAAUGAAUUCAUAUUUUCAAGAUGUAAAAGCAUUCGUUGUCUUAUGCAGAGUAGGAAAAAAACCCAGCCUUAAAAGCUUCUAAUAGUUACUCCUACAUGUGACUAUAGUAGCCUAUUAAUGAGACUGUCCAAAAAAAUCCAACUUCACAAUCUUAAUUUCUUUCCCAUUUGGGCAGAUAAGCCAUUUCCUUUAUGUGAAGCUACAGAGAUCUGGAGGUAGGGGCCACAAACAAGAACUUAACUUUAUCUCCUGGUGAAAUGUUUUGAUUAAUGGAACAUUUUUGUGUUUCAGUAACAAAAAUAUUGCAUUCUAAAUUUACCUUCACUUUUAAACAUUUUCUUAUCAAAUCUCCAGGUGUGCCAAACCUCUUUUAGAAGAGGAAUAUUAUUCUGAGAAUGGGGUCAUAGGAAGGACAGACAGUAUGCAGACAGAAGUGUGAGCCCCUGCAUUUCCAGAAGGGGGUGAGGCACACUUAAAUAAGGCAGAGUUUGCUUUUUUAUCCAGUCAAGUCUAACAUAACGAAAGGAUGUGCAAGAGGUUUGCUGCAUCUGUCUUGGAGGAGACUGCCACCCAGAGACCUGAGGAGUCUCUGCCUCUGGACCACAAGGCACCAGAAGGAGAAUCCCCUCAGGGCUCCCUGCAUUCGAAGCCUGACUUCAUUUGAUGUUCAUGGUUGGAAGGAAAAAACAAACAAACAAACAGGAUUUUACGGAUUUACUUUUCGAAACAGAAGUGAAGCAAAUCUUGGUAUCAGCCAGUGGACUAUGACUUUGUAAAAUAUCAUUGAGGUCUUUUUGUUGUCGUCUCGUCGUCGUCCUUGUUGUCACGUGUUUUAAAAGCCUACCCAUAUACUAAAGCUACGUUACGUUGGAAAUUAAGUUUUACAGUUUAGGGUAAUGUAGUCUGAUAGUCUCCUGAGCAUGAAGUGACAUGACUUACCUUUAGAAAAAUUAUUUUCUAGUGCCGGAAUUUGUAUUACAGAACUUAACAUGACCAGGAUAAUUUACAGAAAUGUUUCCAUUAACUCAAUCUGUAAUUGUGUACUCUUUGAAAAUAGGGUACCCCAAAUAAGACCCAAAUGUUUCUGCCAACAAAGUUCAGUAUAUAGCGUCCAUCUUUAACUUCGGUUUUUUACUUAGAAGAGCUUGUUUAACAUGCUGGCCUGCCUGCCUCCCUGGCGUUUCUCCCAUCUGCUAGUGAACAAGGCAGUUUGCUGCACUGUAUAAAAGAAGCCCAUCAGCUGCUUUUGGGUGCAGAAUACUGGCUCAGCUUUGGUGGGAGCAAGGUAGGAAGUGAAAGUUGGGCCAAAACAAAGCAGAUAGUCUCCCAAAAGUUCCCUUUUUGGAAAUGAAGAGGUUAAGACUGGAUGCCCUCAAACUGCUAUCUCACUCUUGUAGCGGAGUGCAUUAGGGUCGUCCCAGAGAGCCCCAAGCCCAGCAGGGCAUGUCCCCUACACGAACUUACGCUCACUGACUUGGCACUGCUACAGUGACCACAGCCUCCUGUGAAUGCAUCAGGGCAGCAGUCUGAAAGGAGCAGAGAACUUAGUGAAGGUCACCAAGAAGCAUUGCUACAGUCUCAAGAAUUUUACAAGUUUCUCCCUCUUUGCAGAGAUGGGGGAUGUAGUUUAAAAUGUCACACACAGUUCAGGUUGAUUAAUGUGCUGGAUGGUUUGGGUUUUGCUAAACUCCUUUUUUUCUUUUUAGAAAUCAUUGUUGGGGAAUGUUCCUUAAGUUGGAGAGGGAUAUAUUGGGAAUUAAGUGAUGGAAAGACAAGAUAAUUGAUUUUUUAAAAUAACAAAAGCUCCAAUUUCAGCUGGAGAUGCUUUUCCCUAAAGCUUAUGAUUCUUGUUAGUGAAUAUUCAAGCAGCCAGGGAGAAAGAGAGCAAGGAUCAAUUUCAGGAAUAAGGCAUCCGUGAAACAGACACCAAAGAGAUUUGAACCAUGUUUAAUUUUGGUCCCAUUUGUACAUAUUUUAUUUACACCUUGAAAUGAGGUAAUCCUCUAUUUUCAUAAGAAGAAACCAUUAGCAGAGUAUGGUUUUAUUUUGGGAAAACUUGAAGGAUAAUCCUAUAAAAAUGAUAUCUAAAUAACAUGUUUAUUAUAAUGAUGAAUGUUUGCUUUUAAGGGGCAUUAGCAGCUGGACAUUGUAGCAAUAUGUAGUUCAAAUGUUGGACCUCAGACACUGUGGUUAUGUAAUGAAAUCCUUUUUAAAAUUUUCUGUACAUUGUCAAUGCAAUUUGCUUACUGUACAGCUGUCAGUAAAUGUUUUUUAGAAGUUUGCCAGAUUAUAUUUAUUGAAUAAAACUUUC
Molecule: messenger RNA, 7972 nt
Organism: Dromiciops gliroides (monito del monte)
Lineage: Eukaryota; Metazoa; Chordata; Mammalia; Microbiotheria; Microbiotheriidae
Gene: ATP11B
Product: ATPase phospholipid transporting 11B (putative)
Exons: 31
Coding region: 231-3746 (1171 amino acids)
Biological process (GO): phospholipid translocation
Cellular component (GO): recycling endosome; trans-Golgi network; endoplasmic reticulum
Molecular function (GO): ATP binding; ATPase-coupled intramembrane lipid carrier activity; ATP hydrolysis activity
Source: RefSeq, a predicted model, not a curated record